AAGACAUUAAUUACUAUUCUAAAGUUUGAUCAUUUGAUUCUCUGCUCUGCAAUUAUUUAGCUAAAGAAAAAGAUAGCGUUCUGGAGUAUGUUUCUGAAUUUUGUGGUUCUCACUUGUUUUUAAGAAUUGGCUCAUAGGAUGUAAGGCUAUUGGUGUUCUUCUUGGUCUGUACACAAAAAUGCAUUGUCAACCUCCCCUCUCUUGCUCGAAUUCCUCCCAAACAUUAUAAAUUUGCCCGAUUCCAAAUCGAGCAAAUGCCCUAUUGAAUCCUCCCCUCUUUCCUUCUUCGACGUUAUCAUGAGUUUUCAAGAUUUUCUGUUGCACUUUACAGUUUUAAUUAUGCAUACUUUAAGAAAACGGUCCGGGGAUUUGAAGUCUAAUUUCAAUUUGGUCUACAAAUUUUGCAUGAUAAAAUUAUUAAAAAUAUGACAUGGGAUAAAAUAUUUACGUUUCAAAAAAAAAAAGAAAUUUUUAAUCUUUUAGUGAUUUUGUUAAAUGUAAAUAAUUUGUCAAAAUUUUCUAUUUUUAAAAAAACCCUCGAAUAAUAUUCUAUUAAAAUUAAUUUUCAAUUUUCAAUUCAUAAUUAUUUUAAAUUAAAUAAUAAAUAGUAAUGUCAAAAUUAAAACUAAGCUUUUAUUGAAAAUCUUGAAAGGCAAAAAUUGUAAUAGUUAGAAACUCAAACUAAUGAUAAGGAUAAUAAUAAUAAAAAAGAAAAAUUAUAAAAAAGUAGAAUAUUUGAUAAAAUAUAAAAUUAUAAAAAAUAGAAUAUUUGACAAAAAAUAUUUACAUUUCGUAAAUCAAUUUUGUUGUAAAUAAUUUAUCCAAUUUUCUAUUUUUGAAAAAAAUCCCAAAGUAUUUUUUUUCUUAUAUUUGAUAAGUAAAUAAAAUAAAUCACUCCAGUUACCAAAUUAAUGUUCAAUUCGCUAUGAAACAAUAAUUAAAUGUAUAUAAAAAAAACCAACAAAUCAUGCAGCCAUAAAUCCUCCCAAUCUUCCAAAUACGCCGACCAUCUUCUUCCCCUUUCCUUUCUUAUUCUGUAGCCUUAAUCUUAUUCUUAGCCCAAACACCUCAACCUUAUCCAACCAAAAUCAUCCCAAAAUCUCCACAAAAGCCCAAGUCUUAACAACUCCCACGCCUUUGUUACACACACACACACACACACACACAUAUAUAUAUAUGGAUCUAUGGUCCAUCAUCUUUCACUCACUUUCUCCCUAUCCUUCUCAUGGAGUCCCAUUCCUUAAUCAUUGCUUUCACCACUUUCCUUGCACUCUCCCUGAUUCCUUGUCCUUCCCUCGCCAAACACCCUUGUAAUUUUCCGGCGGUGUUCAACUUCGGCGACUCCAACUCCGACACUGGUGGCUUAUCUGCUGUCUUUGGUCAAGCGCCACCGCCCAAUGGCAGAUCCUAUUUCCCUGGCCCUGCCGGCCGCUACUCCGAUGGCCGCCUUAUUGUCGAUUUCAUAGCGGAAAGCCUUGGGUUGCCAUAUUUAAGCGCAUAUCUUGAUGCAUUGGGAGCGAAUUUCAGUCACGGAGCAAAUUUCGCGACAGCAGGUUCAACCAUUAGACUCCAAAACAGAACUCUUCAGCAGAGUGGAUUCAGCCCUAUCUCUCUUAAUGUUCAGUACAACGAAUUCUAUGACUUCCGACGUAGAUCUCAAACUCUUCGAAAUGGACUGGGUGGAAUCUUUAAGCAAUUAUUGCCAAAGGAAGAGAGUUUUAGUCGGGCCCUUUACACAUUCGAUAUUGGGCAAAACGAUUUGACGAGUGGUUAUUUUGCGAACAUGAGUCUCCACCAAGUUAAACUCUAUAUUCCUGAUGUUCUCCAACAAUUCUCCGAAAUCGUCAAGUGGGUGCAUAGUCAAGGAGGAAGAUUCUUCUGGAUCCAUAACACGGGGCCGGUGGGGUGCCUUCCAUAUGUACUGGACCGCGAGCCCGUUCCAGCGUCGGACUACGACCAAUAUGGGUGCGCCACUCCUUUCAAUGACUUGGCUCAAUAUUUCAACCGUGGCCUCAAACAAGCCGUCAUGGAACUUCGCAAAGCUUUGCCCGACUCUGCCAUUACUUAUGUUGAUGUCUACUCUCUCAAAUACGCUCUCGUUUCCCAACACAAGAAAUACGGGUUUGAGUAUCCAUUGAGAACAUGCUGUGGACAUGGUGGAAAGUACAACUUCAAUGUGAAGCUUGGUUGUGGAGGAAAGAAAACGAUAAAUGGGAAAGAAGUUUUGAUUGGAAAAUCAUGCAAAAACCCAGAGGUUUAUGUGAAUUGGGAUGGUGUUCAUUACACUCAAGCAGCUAACAAAUGGAUCUUCAAUCAAAUUAAAGAUGGUUCUUAUUCAGAUCCACCUAUCCCUUUGAACAAGGCUUGUCACAAAACUUUAUCUUAAAAAUUCAUAUUUAAUCUACUCUAUUAACUAUUACUACCCACCUAUGCUCCCCUUUCUUUUCCUCGUCUGAAUUUUUGUGGUUGGUACCAUAAUUGUAUCAAAAUCAUCUAAAGCCUAUCUUGACCCUUUCGUUAUAAAGGGGAAGAAGUUUCAGGAGAUUUGAAAUACCAACUUCGAAGAAA
Cucumis melo (muskmelon) is the source of this 2568-nucleotide messenger RNA. Its product is annotated as GDSL esterase/lipase At3g26430. The record is from RefSeq and is a predicted model, not a curated record. NCBI's taxonomy places the organism in Eukaryota, Viridiplantae, Streptophyta, Magnoliopsida, Cucurbitales, Cucurbitaceae. Gene Ontology annotation, molecular function: hydrolase activity, acting on ester bonds. Bases 1226 to 2386 code for a protein of 386 amino acids. The transcript has 5 exons.